ACAGUGGAAGUGACAUAUUAUGUAUCUGUGUGCUGGAUCAAUCAUGUGACAGUGGAAGACUGUUGGGGAAAGUUGGAAAAUCACAUUUGUAAAACUUAUGUCUUUGAGAAAGUACCAGUUUUUAUACCAUGGUCUGGGAUAACUCCUAAAAUUUUUCUUUUUUUUUCUUAAUUUUUUUUCAUGUUUGUAUGUAUGUUGGUAAACAACUUUCUCUCUCUUCCGGUUCUUCCCUAAAAUUUAUUUGCUCAACUCUUCUCCAGAUUAUGUGAGUGUGCAUAUACUUAUACAGGUGUAUUUGAGCACACACUGACACUCCUCUCUUUUGUAACUAAAUACACAUAUGAACAGUGGCGUGUCAUCUUUCAACCACUUCAUUCAUGAGCUGUCUGUGGAUUCUGAUACGUCCUCAAGCAUAGAUUACUCUUCUGGAGAUGAAGACACUGAUGACAUGUGUCCUGCAUCCCCCUUGUCGCAAAGUUCCCGAGUCUCUAGGGCACGAAGUUUUAGAAAGCAUAAUGGGCUAUUGGCACAUUGGAUCAGAUGCAUUUUUGCAUGGCUUCUGUUUCCUGCAAAGUCUCUGCUGAGGUUACCAUUUUAUCUCUAUCAUGCAUUUUGUUAUAGGGGCUCAAGAACACUUAAUACCACAGGAAGCCCUCAACCUUUGUAUUUACAUUCUACCAAGAGAGCACACACCCUCAAGGACCAUGUCGUUCAAUGUGCGACUGACAGGAGACGUGGAGUCAUUGAGGACCUACAUCUAGCAAUUGAGAUCUUUAUAGAAGCUGUAUUUGAUGUUGUUCAUAAGGCAGCACAUUGUCUUCUUUCACCAUCAGACACUCUCAGAAAACUAUCGAGAUGGCUUGUUUGUCCUCGCAGUAAUGUCAACGAUAUUCCUGCUUGUGGUUCAGAUGCAUCUGUCUCCACUGCUACUCUUGCAGAGAAUGAUCCAAUUCCUAGAGAACGGAAAACCACUUUUCAUCAUUCUCUGAACACAGAUGCCCGGACCUGUAGAGAUGUCAUAACAGAGCUUGGGUACCCAUAUGAAGCGAUUCACGUGACUACUGCUGAUGGAUAUGUUCUCCUUGUAGAAAGAAUUCCAAGACGUGACUCACGGAAGGUAGUUUAUCUACAACAUGGGAUAUUGGAUUCGUCUAUGGGAUGUAGAAGGAUCGGAAAUGUUGGAAAAAAAGAUCAUGGAAACGUUUUAGGAGAUGAUGUGAAGGAUUUGAGGAUAGGAGUAUUAAUUAGUUAUGUUGAGAUGUCUAAGGACAUUUGUGAUGUAAUGGGAGCCAUAUUUAGUACAUUGGGAGAAGACAAAUGCCAAUUUUAG
Molecule: messenger RNA, 1330 nt
Organism: Ilex paraguariensis (yerba mate)
Lineage: Eukaryota; Viridiplantae; Streptophyta; Magnoliopsida; Aquifoliales; Aquifoliaceae
Source: the annotation of a GenBank genome assembly